AUGUCACACGACUUGAUGCGCUACGACGACAAACCCCAGGAACAUCACAAGAAAGACGCUCAAACGAAACCAACUUCACAGGUCAGCAGCCAGCAGCCAGCAGAUCAACCACCCCCUCCUAGGCAACCCAACGGAACCUCGUCCCCGGAUGGUCGCUGUAACGUUGAGCCAUGGGAAGUACAUAAAUUGGUCUUACGCAUCCAUCCCAAGGGAUGGAAUAAUGAUGGCCAAUUCGUCUGUCGCCGCAUACUUGGUCGUCUCCUCAAGUCGGAGAGCGGUGGGGAGCCGACUGCUCGCCGCGUUCCUUGGGGUUACCCAGCACCAGCUGCAGAAUUCUUUGAGCUUGUGAUCGAUUUGCGUCCUCGUCUCAGGGUUCGGUCGCAGGUGCAUCGCAGCGGACAGCGUUGGUACAGCGGUUGA
Messenger RNA from Glarea lozoyensis ATCC 20868, 420 nucleotides. RefSeq lists its product as uncharacterized. The transcript has a single exon. The record is from RefSeq and is a predicted model, not a curated record. Bases 1 to 420 code for a protein of 139 amino acids. NCBI's taxonomy places the organism in Eukaryota, Fungi, Ascomycota, Leotiomycetes, Helotiales, Helotiaceae.